UGGUAAUUAGGCUAAGAGAGAGGGAGAAUUGUUUCAUUGUGAUUCAUUGCAAGAACGGCUCUGAUAGCCCUUUGGUGCAGCGAGCGGCGUAGGAAUAUCACAGACAACCCACUCAUCCUCUACCUCAUCACACCGUUCAUCACCACCACAAACACAACAACAUACGUACCAUACCAGGUGAAGGUGAGGUUGUUCUUCUUCUACCUUCUUCUUCCUCACUAACCAUUUUCUCUUUCCUCUAAACCCCAUUUCUCUCUCUCACUAGAUCCAACCGCAAGCACCGCACCGAACCGAGCUGACGACAACACAAUGAUCCAACCCUAAUUCUACCGUCUCUUACCUCCAAGCUUCCUUCAUUUUCAUUUCGAUUCACCAUGUGUUCGCCUUACAAUUGUGGUCAACCCUCUGUAUUGGAUCUGGGGUCCUUCAUGUUUGCGAUGAAGCUAGGGUUUGCACCCAAUUUUGUCUCAAGAUUGGGGGAUUUUCUCUUCUGAUUGUUAAUUUCGACACCCUACUUCCCCUCUUACCUGGGAUUCUUGGAUUUGUGUUGGACUCGAGGUUUUUGGUGGAAAAGUUUUCGCUUUCCUUUUCUUCGUUGUUUCCCUUUUCCUGCAAUUGAAAUUUGCAAUAAAGGAAACAUCUUUCCAGCUUGGUGAUUGAAACUGCGAUGGAGGAAGAGUCCUCCGAUGCAAUGAACCUUGAUUUGAAUCUGGGUCCGGGCCCAGAGCCUGAAACUGGCCCCAUGAGCAAUGAAGCUGUGAACUUGGAUGAGUGGAUAGGAGAGCCUCUUCAGAGAAUCAGCGAAGCUGUGAGGUUUAGGGCACGACAACGGUGGCGAUGGCGGCAUCUUCCGCUACCGCAUCCUGAACUUCAUGUCCACAUCCCACCUGAAGCUGCGCGGCAUUUUCAUAUACCUCCUGAGGCUCACAAUAUCUCCAUGGAAUUGAACCAGUUUCUGGUCAAUUCUGGAAAUGGAACUGCCUUACAGGCUGGAGAAGGCAGUGUGGCGGCCGAAGAGAGAGUGGAGGAGGUGCCGAAGGCGUGUGAGAAUGUGAAUGGUGUUGCAGAGGACGAGGCUUCGCAGAAGAAGGAUGAUGUUGAAAAGGGUAGUGGCACUGAUGGGGACUUUUUUGAUUGUAACAUCUGUUUGGACCUCUCUAGGGAUCCUGUUGUGACUUGUUGUGGCCAUUUGUUUUGUUGGCCUUGCCUGUAUAGGUGGUUGCAUCUGCAUUCAGAUGCGAGAGAGUGUCCAGUUUGCAAGGGAGAGGUGACUCUCAAAGGUGUUACCCCAAUAUAUGGCCGAGGGAACAAUGUCCGAGGUCACGAUGAGGAUUCUGCUCUUAAGAUCCCUCCCAGGCCCCAAGCAAGGAGGGUUGAGAGUCUGAGACAAACCAUUCAGAGAAAUGCAUUUACAGUCCCUGUGGAAGAGAUGAUUCGGCGUAUCGGGAGUAGAAUUGAUCUUACUCGUGAUUUUGUUCACCCACAUGAAGGGGAGGGUGCCCGUGAAACUGCAGAGAGAACUACUUCCUUGCUAAGUAGGUUCUUGACUGCUCGAGGGAUUCGGAGAGAGCAAAAUUUAGGGCCACUCCCAGAGGAUGUGAUGGCUUUUGCUCAGAAUAAUGCUAAUAAUAAUAAUAAUACUGCUGAGCCAGGGGAUAACCGAAACAGGGUGCAACAAUCCCAUAUGCUUCGAAGAACACAAUCACACAGAGCAACGCUUUCUACUCUUUCAGCACUCACUUCUGCUGAAAGGUUACUGGAGGCUUAUUUCCGUAGCAGUGCAAUUGCUAGGAACCAAGAACAACCUUCACCUCCAGUUGAUGACAGGGAUUCUUUUUCAAGCAUUGGCGCUGUUAUAAAUUCAGAGAGUCAAGUGGACACUGCUGUGGAGAUUGAUUCCAUGGUAUCCUUGUCAACAUCCUCUUCUAGGAGGAGGAAUGAUGCUUCAAGAUUGUCUGAUGUGGAUAGUGGAGAUUCUCGUGCUCCAAGACGCAGACGUUUGAACUGAUAAAAAACUCUUAUAGAUCUUCAACUUAUUACUAUUCUAUCAUGUACCUCAUAUGAUAAUAAUUUUCCAACACCUAUGUAAGUGCUUCUUGCUUUCGCGUUGCCUUAUAUUUAUGAAGUUUUCACCGUUUACAA
Messenger RNA from Vigna radiata var. radiata (mung bean), 2142 nucleotides. Its product is annotated as E3 ubiquitin-protein ligase RFWD3. Lineage: Eukaryota; Viridiplantae; Streptophyta; Magnoliopsida; Fabales; Fabaceae. The record is from RefSeq and is a predicted model, not a curated record. The coding region runs from base 668 to 2008 and encodes 446 amino acids. Gene Ontology annotation, molecular function: ubiquitin protein ligase activity; ubiquitin-like protein conjugating enzyme binding. Gene Ontology annotation, cellular component: endoplasmic reticulum. Gene Ontology annotation, biological process: ubiquitin-dependent protein catabolic process. The transcript is spliced from 2 exons.